Rotaria socialis is the source of this 483-nucleotide messenger RNA. NCBI's taxonomy places the organism in Eukaryota, Metazoa, Rotifera, Eurotatoria, Philodinida, Philodinidae. The record is from the annotation of a GenBank genome assembly.
AUGACAUCGUUAAGUGUAGCUUUAAGUUUUCUUUCGCAUAUGGGUUUUUCACAUUCGAAUGCUAAUGAUUUAAUGAACAAAUUGAAUAAUAAUAUGUCACGUCUAAUGAUUUGUUCAAAUCGAGAACUUACUCAAUAUGAUCUUUCGCUUGAUAUGCGUCUUCGUUUGUUACGUGCUAUACGUUGUUUUCAUAUGGAAAAAUGGUCAAAAUAUUUAAUGAAUAAUUUUCAUAAUGAUAAAAAUCUCAGUCAUGUAAAUUCCAGUCAUUAUGCUUUUGAAAAGUUAAUUUAUCAUUUAGUAAAAUAUCACAUUUGGAUUAUUUAUUCAUCAUGGACAUUAGUUUACAUUCGAAAUAAUUUAAUAAUUACAAAAGAUGUUGAUCAAGAACAUAUUCGAUUACUUUAUGAAAAAAUUCAGCGAUUAAAAAACGCAAUCGUUAAAUUAAAACAGAUUAUUGCUUUGAUUAGAAAACAUUUAUCGUAA